AUGUUAGCAGAGUACAAAGCUCUAUUACGACAGCGAAAUAUUCACCCAGAAGCAAAGUGGGAAGAAGCUACGCUUCCAUACGUGCUCGCUGAGGACGUGACUUUGAACGAGUACGAACAUCGCACUGACGAGUUUAACGUUCAUGGUUUAUGGGAAUGGACAAAUUAUAAAGUCUCGGGCUGUAGUGAUGUUGACGAUACCGAUUCCAGAAUUAUGAGCUGUGGAUCAACUCGAACUCGUGCUGAUGGUUGUGGAAAAGAGGCUGACGCACCAUUUCGUCCAAAGAAAUCAGGAGUGCCUGCACCAACCGGAAGUGAUGGAAAGAGGAAACCGUGGAUUAUUGUAGAAGUCGCAUUUUCUGAAAGUAUAGAUCACGUGUUAAAUAAGGUCAAAAAUUAUUGGUUAAAGGAUCUAAGUCGCGCACAUGACGCAAUAAUUGUUAAAAUCGAUUUGGUUUCUGAGGACGAAGCACCUUCACGCAUGCAAACAGAAGAAUACGAAGAGGAAACAUUCAACAUCGAACUCACGUUAUGUCGAAUAUAG
Molecule: messenger RNA, 543 nt
Organism: Ambispora gerdemannii
Lineage: Eukaryota; Fungi; Glomeromycota; Glomeromycetes; Archaeosporales; Ambisporaceae
Source: the annotation of a GenBank genome assembly